Messenger RNA from Limulus polyphemus (Atlantic horseshoe crab), 4837 nucleotides. RefSeq names its product ETS homologous factor-like. Gene Ontology annotation, biological process: regulation of transcription by RNA polymerase II; cell differentiation. Gene Ontology annotation, cellular component: nucleus. Gene Ontology annotation, molecular function: DNA-binding transcription factor activity, RNA polymerase II-specific; sequence-specific DNA binding. The transcript has 9 exons. NCBI's taxonomy places the organism in Eukaryota, Metazoa, Arthropoda, Merostomata, Xiphosura, Limulidae. The record is from RefSeq and is a predicted model, not a curated record. Bases 197 to 1555 code for a protein of 452 amino acids.
AAGAAUCAGCUGUUUUAAAUCUCGAUUGCAGUGAAAUAUAACCGAUUAACAAACAGAUCGAGAAAUCCGCUUCCGCGAAUGGUGUCGCCACAGGGAAUAUUAAAGUUUCUGACAUCGACCAGGAUAAGGAGUACUCCCGAAGCGGCACGCAACAAGUCACGCGAAUCAAGCUGUUAAAGCUAAGUAUUUAUCAAAUAUGGCAUCUAAAUCUUUACGGUCAAUGGGAGAUCGUGAAUCAUUGAAUAAUAAGGCAAAACUAACAGAUGAAGACAUUGUCAUGGUGAUUGACCAAGUUCUUAAUAUACCACACAUACACUGCCUAUCAUGCGCUUGUGGACAUCCGUUCAUGUAUCAUCUCCCGUUCCUAUACAUGAUACUUAAACUCUACAAAAGUGACGAAAGGCUUCAAAAUUUCCCGUCUAAAAUGAUUAACCAGCAAGACACAGAAAACUUAAUGUAUUCUCCACAGUACUUCAUGGGCGACCACAAUUUCGGACUUGAUGACACAAUAACAGAGAGGAUGUACUCGAUCCACGAUAUGUUUCAAUCUAGUCCCGGUCUGUGUGAAGACUUAGAACCUAGUUUCAACCACACUUUAAACGCUCCAUCAGCGGACAACCAGCUGACGCCAUUAGAUGACUUAGACCUGCGGGACAUAAUAUCAGACAUGUCUUUCAAGUAUAAAAAUGUGUACGAUUGGAAUCCAUCUGACGUCAUCAAUUGGCUUUAUUGGUGGAUCGCAGAAAACAAAGUGGAGGCUAUAGACGUAAACGUGCCUGGUUUUACCAGUCUCUGUGGGAGAGACCUGGAAAAAAUGGAUAAUUAUGAUUUUAUACGGUUAGAUCCACAAUAUGGCCAAAGGAUAUACGAGGCAUUGCAGUACUUUAUGUUCUAUCAUCAUAGUGCCCGAAACGAAAAUGUGAUGUCAGUACGACCAUUUCACCAAGAUCAACAUCAGCUUGCUCCUUGGCCAGGUCAAGGGUCAGAAUCUUGGCAACACAUUCGGUGCCAUGAUAUUCCUGGUCCAAGUUCAUAUUCAUGCACAGAUUCUGAUCGUGAGAGUACCAGUAGCGCCACAAGCUGCUUCAGCACGGUGAAUGAAAAACAAGUAAACUCUGUUCAUUUUAUACCUUCCAUUACCUCCGUCCAAAAACCGAUUCCCAUGGUGAUGAAAAAGACUGGAACUGGGAGAAGAGGGAGGCCACCUAAGAAGGAUGCCAAAUCAAGGAACAGACAAGGAAAAGGUCACGGAAAACUUUGGGAGUUUAUCCGGGACUUGUUGCUGAAUCCUUUGUACAACCCAACAUAUAUCCGGUGGGAGAGACGUGAGGAAGGAAUAUUCAAGUUCGUACAAUCGGAUAAAGUCGCCAAACUGUGGGGAGAACGAAAACAGAACACAAGUAUGACGUAUGAAAAGCUGAGCAGAGCAAUGAGGACCUACUACAAUGUCGGCAUUUUGGCACCAGUUCCUAAGAACGAAGGUCUUCCUAAGAAACUUGUUUACAAGUUUGGUCCUCGAGCUUCAGGGUGGCGACAGCCUAACUGCAUGGUCUGAUGUCACUUUUUUGGUGGUGGUGGUGGUGGUGAUGAUGCUCGUCUUUGGGGUCUUUCCUUUAAUGACACUGUUGUACUAACUAAAAUAUAAAAAACAUAAAAUAAUAUAAUUUGCUAGAAGCAUGAAUAUUUUUGUAUCUGUAUUUUCUCUAUCUUCUUUAAAAUUAACAUUUUUUUGUUUACUUGAGGUGGUGAUUAGAGCACUAGAAGAGAGUGGGCAAAUGUAACUAAAACUCGCAAUUCCCGCCUACUCAGGCCUGCUUCCGACAUUUGUUUUGUAAGUGUAUAUGUUUCAUAGUCUUCAGCUGAUGCUUCCUGGAAGUGUAAACAUGGUCAUGUUUUCAUAUAAGUUUGCUUAAGGCUUAAUUAACAUGGAACCCAUGGUUAAUGUUGUCAUCUAUUAUGUGGUGCUUGAAAGUUCCUUUAACAGAGUAUACCAAUAUUGAAAGCCUACUUAAUUAAAUUCUUGACGAAGACAUAUUGAACAUAUUAACAUAGUUAAAGGCCAAAGAGUGAUUCCAAUCUAAUAUCUAUAAAAUAAUUUUAAUUCCUGUAACUGAACAAUGAUUUUGAAGUGUUAUAACAAUUUGUGAUGUUUAAUAUUCAGAAAGUUUUAAUAUUUUAUUAAAAUUCAUAUACGAUUUUUCUAUACAGAUCCUUAUUGGUAACUUUCAUUGUGUAGCAUUAAUUCUAUUUCUUCGAAACAAUCAAAGAAGUAAAACAUGAGGUCCACUCUUAUCCAGUAAAGUACAGAUACAUGCAAAAAAAAAGUAAAGAACACAGAAUUGAAUUCGAAGGAUAAUUGCAAUUGAGUUUUCCGUCAAGUACACACCAGAAUUCACCCAGAUCUUGUUAUAUAUUAUCUGAGGUACCCGUUAAGGAAGCAAAAAUUAUAAAUGACAGGGUUUAAAUAAUGAUCCUCUUCCUUCUGUUUUCUCUAAUUGAAUCACAGAGAUCUCAUUAGAUGCUAGUUGUAUACCUUACUUUAUGGAAGGGAAUAACUGACUAUUUAACUGAUUAAGUACUUUAAAUUUAAAGCCAAAAGUCUGUCCACAAAAACUGUAAAUGUGCUCUAUUUCAUAGGCUUUGUUUUAUUACUGUACUUGGUAAAAUACCUAAAUCAAAACAGUAAGCGAACCAUUCAACUCUGUGCGGUGGAUGCUAACAAACACACAAUGGAUCAGUUUCAUGAUGAUAUUGUAUACCAAUAUAUUAUAUUAGACUUUAUUAGUUUAAUUGUUUGUUUUUCUUAUACAGUUGUAGUAAGCGCGCAUAAAUAUACUUUGGAUUGGAGCUACUGUUUAGAUAAGUCUAAUUAUUGUUGGAAUAAUUUUGUAAAACAAAUUGAUUCCACUCAAUAAAUGACGUAACGUGAUAACAGAUUUCAGUGAAGGGUCAUGUUAAAUAGAGGUUACAUCUUUUUUGUCCCCUGGUGGAACAGCGGUAAGUCUUCGGAUUUACAGUCCUGGAAUAAGGGGUUCGAUUCCUCUCUGUGGACACAGGAGAUAUCCCGAUGUGGCUUUGAUAUAAGAAAACACACACAUCUUUGUUACUGAAGGGAUGCUUACUUGGUGGUUACAACAUUACUAAUGAAGGGACACGUUGGAUGGUGGCUACAGCUUUACUUGGUAGUUCGAGCCUUACUAAAGAAGGGACGCAUUGCUUGGUGGUCACAGUCUUACCAAAGAAGGGACGCGUUGCUUGGUAGUUACAGUCUUACCAAAGAAGGGACGCGUUGCUUGGUAGUUACAGCUUUACUAAGAAAGAGACGCUUUACUUGGUGGUUAUAGCCUUACUAAUGAAGGGACGCGUUGCUUAGUGGUUACAGCUUUACUUGGUGGUUACAGCCUUAGUAAUGAAGGGAUUCGUUGGUCGGUGGACAUUGCGUUCCUUUCCAGAUGAAGGGACAUGCUAAUCUGUUGUGCUCUCAGAAUCUAGGAACGUUUGUUUUUACCCUCCAGUUCUUGGUAAAACUAAUUCCAAUGAAAGGUUAUAAGGAUACCUCAUAUUUUCAAAGUUAAUAAUUUCGGAUAACAAAAAUAAUCGGCAAUUUUCUUCUAAAAUUCGUUUUAUUUGUUAAAAAUACUAGAAAGCAGCAGUUAGUUAUGGGUAUUCAUAGUGCUAAAAACAGUCUGUGUGUGGAUGAGAUGAACAUCCAUAUUGCAUUCUGAGUAUUGAAAACAUUUAAGAGAAAACAGAAGGACUGUGAAGAUUGGAGAAAUAUAUUGUCAAAUUAGUGCUUUUCGUGGAUUAUCUGGUGGCUGAGCACUUUGCUUCCUUAGCAAACUUUUUUUUUUUCACAAACACCUCAUCUGUUACUAGACGUGGCACUGAAAUCCAAGGUUACUUAUAUCGUGAUUGUCCAGUUUUGUUUUCCAAAUCGUGAUUCCUGGUCAUUCACGUAGAUGACACUUGUAAUUUGAGUAUCAUGCAAUUGAUGCUCUAGUAUAGUAUGGAUAUCACCAGAAACCUAAUUAUACAUGUACAUUGUUCUCGUACUGUAUAAUUGAGUGUGAUACUUGCAUGUCUUUUGUUUGAUCUUUUAUUACAAUCGAAACAAUAAAAAUAGGCCUAUAAGAGUAUCAACAUUUGUUUUGUUGGUAUUUCGCAAAUGAUUUUAAAGGACUGUACAUUUGUAAAUAUUUUUGUGUAUUUUUUUUUUUUUUUACACAAGAAGUCAAGUCAUAGUUAGUAUUUUACUUUUGUAGCGUAAGUGAGAAAGGUUUAACACACGAUUGUUUUUUAUACCAUGAGAAGUUUAACAUAGUAUAAAUAUCUCGUGUUAACACAACAACCAAAACAAGUCCUGAUCUCAUUUACCGUUAAUUAUCUAGUUCGUUAAGUAGUCAACAUAAGUUCCAUAUUUGAGGAUGUGUUUGAAGCAAGAACGUGUUUUUUAAUGUUCAUAUAAAUGUUUUUGAGAAUCGUUGGAUGAUUACUAACGUCUGCAAUUAUUCUUGGUACUAAGUGUUACUUUCUCAUCACACUUGUAUCGAUACUACAGUUUAUUUUUUAAGUAAAUGUUUUUAUUUUAACUUUUAUUGUUGGUUAUGGGAAAAAUUAAUUUUCAGGCUUGUGUUUUCAUAAUUAUAAUAUUGUAAUUAUUUAAAUAUGUAAUACUGUAACCAGCAUAUUAUUUUCAUAUAAUAAUAAUAUUGAUUUUAACUUUUUUUUUGUUAUAGCUUGAAUGUAUGUUGAUUUAUUUUGUACAUGGUAAGGUUUACAUUCCAGACUGUUAUGUACGCAGACCACAUGCUUUGUUAAUACAUAGUUUUUGUAUUUA